GUUAUUUUAAAGAAUAAUUUUUUUUAUUUAAUUAUAGCACUGAACAUCUUUUUUAAUAAAUGAGAGAGAAGAAUGAAGAGGAUUCAAGGAAUUCUUGGUGUACAAGACCCUCAUGCAGUGGACAGUACCAGAAGGGAAGAAGAAGAAAAUCUUGGUUACACAAGCAAAAUGUCUUCAAUGCAAGAAAAAAGACCAGCUUCUCCAGGGUAUGUUCAACCAUCGACCAAACAUCGGAAACUUGAUAAGAAAUUUGUUUUUCCUCGAAAAAUUGAUCAUGAUGAUAGUUAUUACCGUGAUGGUAAAUCAAGAAACAAUAAUUUAAGUAGUAAUAAUGCUCUCUUCAAACAGAACAGAGAAGAGAAACAAACAGUUAAUAGUAAGAAAAGUUUGAACUAUUUUAAUAGUCACGAAGCUAGCAUGGGAAAUGCAAGAUUAAGCAAAUCAAAUACUGAUACUGGAAAAUACCAAAUAGACUGCAAUUUAGGAAAUAUUAAAUUGAAAGAGCUUAGAGUUAUAUUGGAGGAUAUAAAACAUGAUACCAAAAAUGGACUGAAAACAUUAAUAUUAGAUACUAAUCUUUGGGAAGUAGAAAAGAUUCUCGCGAAGAAGGAGUUAAAAGGUAUACCAACUUAUCUAAUCAAAUGGAAAAAUUGGGAUUCGGAAUAUAAUACAUGGGAACCUGAGUCAAAUUUAGUAAAUUGCUCUGAUAUUCUAGAAGAAUUUGAAAGAAAUAGAGAAUUUGAAAGAAAUAGAUUACAAAUGUUUAACCGUUUCAAGAAGGAAACAAAUUUUUAUCCAAACGAUAAAGAUAUUGAAGAAUUCUUAAAUUACCUUAAGCAUACAGGAGAGACAUUAACAUCAAUUUCAGUAGAAUCAAAUGCAGUGUACACUAGCAUACACAAAUUUUUAAGACAAAAGUGUGUCAAAGAUAAUAAAUUUGAGAAAGUUGUAAAACAAAACAUUCUUCGUAUGUUAGUCGUUGAGUCAAGGAAGAAACAGUUAAAAUCUUUAGAAGACUGGGAAAAUGAGAUGAAUAGUAUUACUAAAGGUAAACCACUAAUACAAGUAGAGAAUAUGGUAGACUUGGAAGGAGCACCUCAAGACUUUUAUUAUAUAGAAGACUAUCUUCCUGGUAAUGGAGUUAUAAUACCUAAUGAUCCACCUAUUGGUUGUGAAUGUAAAACUUGUAAUUUCAAAACAAAGUGUUGUUUUGCUCAGGAUGGCAGAUUAUGCCCAUAUACCCUCACAUGUAAAAUUCGAGUUCCACCUGGAACACCAAUAUAUGAAUGUAACAAACGAUGUAUUUGCGAUAUCAACUGCAUUAAUCGAGUAGUGCAACGUGGCACUGAAAUGAAGCUUUGCAUUUUUAGAACUGCUAAUGGACGAGGUUGGGGUGUGAAGACUUUACAAGCUAUUAAGAAAGGGAGUUUCGUCACACAAUAUGUGGGUGAAGUGAUAACUAGUGAGGAGGCUGAAAAGCGUGGCAAAGAAUAUGAUGCUGCUGGUAGAACAUAUCUAUUUGAUCUUGAUUACAAUGAAUUUGAAGAACAAUGUCCAUACACUGUAGAUGCUGCUAUGUAUGGUAAUAUUUCGCAUUUCAUUAACCAUUCAUGUGAUCCAAAUCUAUCAGUCUAUGGUGUUUGGAUCAAUUGUCUUGACCCAAAUCUUCCUAAGCUCGCGUUAUUUGCAACAAAAGAUAUUAGACAGAAUGAGGAAAUUACUUUCGAUUAUACAUGUCAAUCAUCAAAGAAUAAGGAGUUAAAACUAUGCGCAGAGAUGCCAGAAUCUGAUUUGUCAAAGAAUAAAACCUUGUGCAAAUGUGGUGCUCAUAGUUGUAGACGAUACUUGUUUUAA
Eufriesea mexicana is the source of this 1854-nucleotide messenger RNA. RefSeq names its product Suppressor of variegation 3-9. The transcript has 4 exons. Gene Ontology annotation, cellular component: nucleus. Gene Ontology annotation, molecular function: histone H3K9 methyltransferase activity; zinc ion binding; protein binding. Lineage: Eukaryota; Metazoa; Arthropoda; Insecta; Hymenoptera; Apidae. The coding region runs from base 73 to 1854 and encodes 593 amino acids. The record is from RefSeq and is a predicted model, not a curated record.